Messenger RNA from Betta splendens (Siamese fighting fish), 3344 nucleotides. RefSeq names its product metastasis associated 1 family, member 3 (gene mta3). The record is from RefSeq and is a predicted model, not a curated record. Gene Ontology annotation, biological process: negative regulation of transcription by RNA polymerase II. Gene Ontology annotation, cellular component: nucleoplasm; NuRD complex. The coding region runs from base 237 to 2333 and encodes 698 amino acids. The transcript has 19 exons. Gene Ontology annotation, molecular function: histone deacetylase binding; transcription coactivator activity; chromatin binding. NCBI's taxonomy places the organism in Eukaryota, Metazoa, Chordata, Actinopteri, Anabantiformes, Osphronemidae.
ACUUCUUUGACUGCUGUGAGUUCACUGCAUUGUAAAGGGUGCUGUGACUCGCAGGAGGGGGGGGGGCUGGUUUGCCAAAAAAAAACAAAAACUCCCGAUAGGCUACACAUCUGGAGUCUCGACGAUCAUAAUUUAUCGCACGUUUUGCCUUUUUAGAAAUUAACUUUUAUAGUUUUUAUUAAUUUAUUCUAUUUCUCGUAGUUUAUGGUUUACGUUUACACUCCGGGAGGGCAGAAAUGGCGGCCAACAUGUACCGGGUCGGAGAUUAUGUUUUCUUUGAGAACUCUUCCAGUAACCCAUACCUGAUUCGUCGGAUAGAAGAACUCAAUAAGACGGCCAGUGGGAAUGUGGAGGCCAAGGUGGUUUGCUUCUACAGAAGGAGAGACAUCUCCCACAGCCUCAUCCAGCUCGCAGACAAACAUGCAAAGGAGUUGGAGGAGGAGAAGGAGAGUCCGACAGAGACAGAGCUAACAGAAAAACAGAAACACCAGCUUCGCCACAGAGAGCUCUUUCUCUCCCGGCAGUAUGAGAGUCUACCUGCGACACACAUAAGGGGGAAGUGCAGUGUGGCAUUACUGAACGAGACUGAAGCAGUCCUUUCAUACCUUGACAAAGAGGAUACCUUCUUCUACUCGCUGGUGUAUGACCCGACACAGAAGACCCUGUUGGCUGACAAAGGCGAGAUCAGAGUGGGGCCACGGUUUCAGGCAGACGUACCUGAAAUGCUACAAGAGGGUGAGGAAGACGACCGGGACCAGUCCAAGCUUGAAGAGAAGCUGUGGGAUCCAGAGUGUCCACUUACCAACAAACAGAUAGACCAAUUUCUAGUGGUGGCACGAGCGGUCGGGACCUUUGCUCGAGCAUUGGACUGCAGCAGCUCCGUCAGACAGCCAAGCUUGCACAUGAGUGCAGCUGCAGCCUCACGAGAUAUUACGCUGUUCCAUGCCAUGGACACGCUGCAUCGUCACAAUUACGACCUGUCCAGUGCACUGAGUGUACUGGUCCCAGCAGGUGGCCCAGUUCUCUGCAGGGAUGAGAUGGAGGAGUGGAGCGCCUCAGAAGCUGCCAUGUUCGAAGAGGCACUAGAGAAAUACGGAAAAGACUUCAACGACAUCCGACAAGACUUUCUGCCAUGGAAGUCUUUGACCAGUAUCAUAGAGUACUACUACAUGUGGAAGACCACAGACAGAUAUGUGCAACAGAAGAGACUGAAGGCAGCUGAGGCAGAGAGCAAACUGAAGCAGGUUUAUAUCCCCACAUAUAACAAACCCAAUCCCAACCAGAUCUCAAUGACCAAUGGAAAGAUGGCCACGGUGAACGGCGUGGGCCCUGGGGCCUACCAUACAGCAGGCGGGGGCAGAGCCUGCGAGAGCUGCUAUACCAUGCAGUCAGCCCAGUGGUACUCGUGGGGACCUCCCAACAUGCAGUGCCGCCUGUGUGUUUCCUGCUGGAUGUACUGGAAGAAGUACGGCGGCCUGAAGAUGCCGAGCAGAGCCGAGGGCCCAGAAGAACGAACCUCCCCAAGUCCAGCAAGCAAUGAGUCUCACUCACGAGGCCACGCUCGCCAGUCCAACCACAUGGUGCCGAUGCGAAACAGCGGCAGCCCCAAGUCCUCCAUGAAGACCAAGCAGGCCUUCCUGCUGCAGGCCACCCGCCUCACCAAGCUGGCCCGGCACAUGUGCCGCGACGUCAUCAGGCUGCGCCGCGCUGCGCGCCGGCCCUUUGUCCCCAUUAACUGUGGGGCCAUAAAGGCAGAGUACAUGUUAAGGGUGUCAGAAGGACAAGGAACCCGUCUGCCCAAAACCAGAACCGCCCAACGGAGCACUCUGACCACCGUGGUGCAGUUUCUAGAGUCCCGUCCGGCGGCCCACGCCCCCCGCUCCCACCGCACCCCGGGCCUGCAGACGCCCCCGCCGCGGCGCCUGCUCUCCUCCCUGCCGCACGGCCCCCACGGCAUGCUGGGAAAGCGCUCCUACCACCACCACAGCAGGGCCGAGCCGGAUCGGCGCGCAGAGAACCCAGGUACAACAAGUGGACCCCUCCUGCACAACGGCCGCAGCGGCGGCAGCGGAGGCACCAGAGGCGGCGUCAUGAUCCGCAAGAGACGCCCCAACUGGAUCGACGCGCCCGACGACAGCUUCUUCCUCGUCACCCGGGAGACCAGGAGGGCCCGGCGGCUGCUGUCGCGCUCCCAGCUCAGGCACGCGUGCCGGCAGCCCUGCGAGCAGAUCGCCCUGCGCCGCGCGCCCCCGGGCCCCCCGCAGGGGCUCGUCCUGGCCCCCCCGCCCCACCCCAGCCUGAGGAUGCGCGGCCCCAUCGUCAUCCACGACUGAUGGAGCCCCGCCCCCUUCGCCUCCCGUCCUCCCGCUCCAUCCUUUGCUUUUUUAACCCCUCACACGCGAAGACACACGAAGAGCUCGGCAACAGAAGGAUGUGAUGCGGUGGAAACGCACGCGCGACCUGACUGCAAGUGCUGCCCGCCGUUAAUCCCCUGGGAAUCAGUUUGUAUGUGUACAUAUUGUAUUUGGGAGCAGGUGAGUGUGUGCGUGCGUGCGUGAGCGCGUGUGUGUAAGAUUGUGCCAACAACACAGGGAUCUCUAUGCUUGUACUUAGUUCCUAUGGACGGACAUAACAAUGAAACUUUGUGUGAGUUUGUGUUUAUGGUGAGUUGUUGUGAAGUUACAUUGGUUUGUAUAAACUUAUUUGGGGGGUUGUGUUGCAUUUGUUCCUUUAUUGACAAAGGCCAGCGUCUGAAAAGAAAAUGCACCGCACUGAUCCUGGACCUGUGGCCUGUUCAGGUCGCGUCUGUCUCGGAGUGACUGAUUGGACGCUGGUGUUGAGGGACGAUCGCGUGGGUUAUUUAACGAACCCCCCACAACCUGGCAGCCACUCACGCCCACGGGUUUGGCAAAGAAAGAGCAUCGCGCUGAGCCUCCCUCAUCACUCAGUGUAUAAUACAUUGUAUAUCUCAUUAAACACUGUAAAUUUACUCACCCUCUUUCUAUGGCGACUGUACCUACUGAGCCCUAACUUAUUAAAGCGCUUGCUGCACAGCGGUAAAGGGCAUGGAUCAGCCAUCUUGUCCUCACGGCUGCGCUUCACCUGCAACAUCCAAAAAAAAAAAAAAAAAAAAGCCGGUUGAACCCACGAGACCUUCAGGUGUGUUUCUUCUAAGUUUUAAAGAUGGCAGCGCCGCCGCAUGUCUUUGACGCGACCCGUGGGGUCGCGCGAGCUCUUCUCUUUCAUUCAGAAUGUUUAUGUUAGUGUUCCCUGUAUGUCAUGUGUUGACUUAUGAAUAUGCUGAGAAAAAUAAAACAAAAAAAGCGACGACAACAACAGCACAA